AUGGUUGCUGAAUUAAUUGCACAAGGUGUUCCUGAUACUAUAAUUUUGAAGAAAGUGAGAGAGAGCAUUCAAGUUGGACUCUUCAGAAGAGUUCAUCUUUUAAGCAAACAAGAUAUUAGAAAUAUUAGGAAAGAAUACAAGCUGGACGAUAGUAGUGCACACCAAGAUGAUGCAACCAGUGUUGAUCUGUGGGUGAGACAACAAGAGCACCUAGGGAAAGAUUCCCCAGUGAUUUAUUACAAAGCCCAAGGCACUGAGGAUAAUGGAAACAAAUUAUCAGAAAGUGACUUUAUGAUAGUCCUUAUGACUGAGUAUCAGCAGAAAAUGGCAAAAAAAUUCUGUGCGGAAAAAGUUUUGAUAGACAGCACACAUGGCACUAAUAAGUACAAAUUUUAUCUGACCACACUGUUGACCGUGGAUGAAUUUGGUGCUGGAUGUCCAGUUUCUUAUUGGCUCAGUACACAUACUGACACAAGGUCCAUGCAAGUUUUCUUUGAGCAGAUUAAAAAAUGUAUUGGAAACAUCAAAACAAAGGUAUUCAUGUCUGAUGACUGUGACUGCUACUACAGUGCCUGGAGUGUAGUUAUGGGCCAUAGUGAACAUAGGUUGUUAUGUACCUGGCACGUUGAUCGGGCAUGGAGACGGAAUAUAUGUGCAAAAGUAAAUGGGAAUGCAAUGCUGAAGAGUACUGUAUACAAAGCUCUGAAAACUUUGCACUUACAGACAGAUAGAGAGAAAUUCUCAGAGCUGCUGGAUGGCUUUCUUACUUGGUGUGCAGAGGAGGAAGGAACUGAGGAGUUUGGCAAGUACUUUAAAGAUAGAUAUUCAUGGAGGGCACAUAUGUGGGCAUACAGCUACAGAAUUGGACUUGGCCUUAAUACAAAUAUGUUCUUAGAAGCAAACCAUAAAACUCUUAAAUACUCAUACUUACUGAAGAAAAUAAAUAACAGAGUAGAUAAAUGUAUCCAGGCCCUGUUGCACAGAACGAGGGACUCACUUUUUCAAAGAUUAAUAAGGCUUUGUAAGGGGACAGAGAGAACUACACGCAGUGCUGAAAUAAGUAAGAGUCACAGAAGAGGUUGUGGUAUCAAUAAGGAACUGAUACACUGUGUUGAAGAUGGCACAUGGCAUGUAUACACCGUUUCUGAUCGGCCCCCAUAUACUGUCACCUAUACAGAGAACUCUUGCACUGCAUGCCCAUUGUCCUGUACUGAGUGCAAGAUCUGUGUGCACAGUUGUGUGUGUUCUUGCACAGACAAUUUGAUGAAGGGUAACCUCUGUGAACACAUUCAUGCAGUGGAAAUCAGCAAAGGAACUGUAAAGCUCCCUAUGCAAGACAGCUUCUGCAGAGAGUCAUCUGUGCAGGAGUUAACACAAAUAGUUGCUCAGCAGACUUCAGGUGCUGGCAGCACUGUUGACUACCGAGCUGCUUUGGAAGACAGGCUGACUAUUGUGCAACAAUUAGCAAGAAGUGCUAACAGUGAAACUGCUGGCUCUCUCCUUGUGUCAUUUGAUAAAUUAAUUAAAGAAAUGAGGGCAGGCAUUGCAUCGCAAAAAGAACUCGUUGGUCCACAUUUUCCAGUAACUUCAGCUCCACCAAAUGAGACAUGCAGGAUUCAGAGACAGUUCCAAUCAGUAAGGAAGACAUGUGAAAAGAAGGAACAUUCAUUUGCAACACCAUCCUGUGCAGAAAUUGAGACGAUUAUACAAGACCUCUUGGGAAGUGGAAACAGUAGCUGA
Molecule: messenger RNA, 1740 nt
Organism: Schistocerca piceifrons (Central American locust)
Lineage: Eukaryota; Metazoa; Arthropoda; Insecta; Orthoptera; Acrididae
Exons: 3
Coding region: 1-1740 (579 amino acids)
Molecular function (GO): zinc ion binding
Source: RefSeq, a predicted model, not a curated record